Molecule: messenger RNA, 1420 nt
Organism: Williopsis jadinii
Lineage: Eukaryota; Fungi; Ascomycota; Saccharomycetes; Phaffomycetales; Wickerhamomycetaceae
Gene: SPO7
Product: Nem1-Spo7 phosphatase regulatory subunit SPO7
Exons: 1
Coding region: 133-1296 (387 amino acids)
Biological process (GO): nuclear envelope organization
Cellular component (GO): Nem1-Spo7 phosphatase complex
Molecular function (GO): phosphoprotein phosphatase activity; protein phosphatase regulator activity
Source: RefSeq, a predicted model, not a curated record
GGAGAAAUAGGGAAGAAAACCCCAGAAGUGGUGAUCCACUUUAACGUCAUAGGGCCCUCAUUGAUAUCUGUGAAGUUGUUUCUGCACAAUUGCUAAGAACCGUCUCCCUUUGUAUCUCCAGGGUUAGGAAUAAUGGCUGAGAACUCCAUUGAGAGACCACAGACCCCGCUGAAGUCUCGGGCUGUACCUAUCCAAGAUGCCAAUGUUAGUGUCGAUUUGAAAUCACCGGUAUCAUCACCACAAUCAAUGCUGAAAUCACCCACUUUCACGCCUUCAUCGCUGGGGACAAGUUAUCAGGUCUCGAGUUCCCCUUCGCCCCUGCUGCUUGCUGUGGAUGAGGUGACUCCGUUGAACCCUCGCGAUGAAGAGUCGGCGCUAUACUCAGAUUCUGAUGGCGCUUCGCAAAUCAGUGCACUGCCAUCGAGAGAAGAGAGGCGUAAGGGCAGAAAGAAGAGCAGUAGUGGGAAGAAUCGAAGAAGGAAAAGUGAUUCAGAGAAGAGUGGGAGAAGUGCGAGGUCCUCUAGUGGGCAAAGGGACAAGAUUCCUCAAACUACCAAGAUAUUUCGAAACCUGUUGGUGUUGGAGGAGAGCUUACGACAACAGUAUAAGGAGCAGAAAUCCUUACGGCGUAAGUUUACAAUGUUUUUAGCAAUCUUGGCUGGUCUUGAAGGUUUCGUGAUAUACUUACUCUAUUUCACAAGUCCUGUGUUGUCUCAGUUUAGACAAUAUUCCAUGAAAUUCUCUGCCUUUUUCAUUCUAGUCACACUUGUGCUCUUCCAUUUGUCAGGUGAAUAUCGUCGAACCAUUGUCAUACCCAGACGCUUCUUCAACUCGAUGAACAAGGGUAUCAGACAGCUAAACCUUCGACUUGUUAAGGUUAAGAGCCCUAUGAGUGAUAAAGUUGUUGACUUUAUAAGGUAUUCCUUAUCAAUAAUCCACUACUGGUGCUCGAAUGUAUUCCAGUAUUCAGGUCCAUUGAAGAGGACGUUUAUUGGAAGGUGGAUCGAGUUGGCCCUCCGCAAAAUUGAGCUUACAUCUCAGCCUCGUAUCGGUGCUACAGAUUUGAAGUUGGUUUUAAACCCCAGAAGUUUCAAUUCUGAGAUAAGAGAAGCCUGGGAGCUCUACAGAGAUGAAUUCUGGUCUAGAGAAGGUGCCAAGAGGAGACAGCUAUCCAACGGAGAUGAAAAGUCCAAACAGGUGAUGAACAAGGAGUCAUUGGUUGAGAAGCACAGACAACAAAGAAAAAAUCGUAGAAAGAGUAAACUUGAUGAAAAGUCACUCUUAUCAUCCAAAUGAAGUCAUGCAGAUGGAUCAAAAUGAUGUAUAAUUUAAUAAUGAACCGUAAAUAGUAGUGACUCUUAUGAGAUUGUUUACGGUAGAAGGUGGUGCUUUACCACAUCAUCAAUGUUUGUAUGGUGAA